CUUGGACGAUCCAUAUUGAACCUCGAUGCUUCAAUAAAACUUGUGAGAAUGGAAGUGGAAUUUCAGUUUUAAUUAUGCUUGCUUCUGUUUGAGUGUAAUUAGAGAUGCAUUAAUUUGCUGCAGGGUAUUCUCAGAUUGCAUGGUCUGCAAGGGAAUGGUACAAUAAAAAUAUAUUCUCCAUACUUCCUUAAUAAACGUUGUAUUUGCAAGCAGGGAAUGGAUUCUAUUUCAAAUUUCUACUGGCAAAGUUUCAAAGUUUGGAAUAACUCUUCUCUCUGUUAUACAAAUAGGAAGAUUGAAUGUCCAGUUCUGUUGUGUUCGCUUUUCAUUUGUACCCACACUUUUUGGAAAAUUCGCUCCAUGGCCGCCAAUGCUGUCAGUAUCUGUAGCGCCCUAGCCAGAGUUUCUACCAUGUCAGAUGCAUCUCCGACUCAUUACACUGUCAAAAUACAACUAUUUUCAUUACUUGCAGUGGAGAAAUACGAAUCAGGGAGUUUUGAAGCUGGAGGCUACAAAUGGAAAUUGGUUCUCUACCCAAAAGGAAAUAAAAGCAAGAACGUGAUGGAGCAUCUCUCUCUUUAUAUAGCAAUGGCAGAUUCAAGUAAUCUCCAACUUGGUUGGGAAGUUCAUGUAGUAUUUCGCUUGUUUUUGCUCGACCAGAUCAGGGACAACUACUUGAUACUUCCAGAUUCUUCAGGGAAGGAAUGUCGCUUCCAUGGGUUCAGGCUAGAAUGGGGUUUUGAUCAAUUGAUUCCGCUUGCCACAUUAAAGGAUACAAAAAAUGGAUACCUUGUUGAAGACACCUGUGUGUUUGGAGCAGAGGUUUUCGUCCGCAAGGAGAGUUGCACUGGGAAAGGGGAGUGCUUGUCAAUGAUAAAGUCAUCUUCUACUUCCAAGAAUCUCUGGAGGUUUGAAAACUUCUCAAAGCUGGAUGCAGAAUGUAACGACUCAAAAACAUUCGUUGCUGGUGAUCAAAGAUGGAAGAUACAGCUCUAUCCCAAGGGCAAAGGCCUUGGAUCUGGAACCCACCUUUCUCUGUUUCUGGCCUUGGCAGAUUUGACAGCCAUUACUCCUGGCUUUAAAAUACUGGCAGACUUCACUUUGCGCAUCCUGGACCAAAGCAGAGGUUCUCACCUUUUUGGUAAAGCAAAUUUCUGGUUUAGUGCCUCAAGCUCGGUAUGUGGGUGGUCAAGAUUCUACCCACUUGAUCAACUUUAUGCGUCAAGUAAUGCGUAUCUCUUCAAGGACACUUGCUUAGGGGAAGCAGAGAUCACUGUACUCGGAAUCACAGAUGAACUUUAAAGGGUCCCAUUUGUUUUAGUUUCAUUACUUGCAAAGGAAUUGACUGGCAUUAUUAAAUGCUUCAUUGUUCAGAUAGACAAUUGGUAGACAUUUCAUGUAAGAGUGUGAUAUAAACAAGUGAAUAUCUCAAAAUAAAAAAUUUAAAUUUAAUUCGUUUAUCUUUUAAAAGAAUAAAACUCAUUUCAAAA
This is a messenger RNA of Ricinus communis (castor bean), 1490 nucleotides long. RefSeq names its product protein RESTRICTED TEV MOVEMENT 3. The coding region runs from base 217 to 1302 and encodes 361 amino acids. Lineage: Eukaryota; Viridiplantae; Streptophyta; Magnoliopsida; Malpighiales; Euphorbiaceae. Gene Ontology annotation, molecular function: protein binding. The transcript has 6 exons. The record is from RefSeq and is a predicted model, not a curated record.